AUGACGCCAAUCCGUCCGUUCUUUCUUCCGCUCCUUCUCCUCCUCCUCCUCCUGAUUGUCAAUCGAAACGUGAGUCAUCGCACAUUGCGAAACACGAGAGAGCAAAGAAUGGAGGCUGCUCAGACGAAGCGGUCGGAAAAAUGGAUUAUGAGCCAGGAGAGACUUUCGAAUUAAUCUCAAUUGUGCUGGUUAGCAUGGCUCAGCGUCCACUGCUCAACAGAAAACGAAUGAAGACUACCGUAACUCGCUGCCAUUUCCGUGAGACGAUUUUGAGAUAAAGUUUAAAUUCAAUAUCAACCAGAACGGUACAACCUGGAACAAUGUAUUGUAACCAGGGAAUCAGUAUUUUCGAGUCUCCCUCUCAAAUAAUGGGAAUUUUGAAAGAACAUAAAAUAAUCACCUGUUUCGGAGGAAUUUCGGCUAGCGCUUUCUGCAAAGAAACGGAGAAACGUUUGUUUUAUUUGUGAGAAAAGGCCUCGCUUCGACACUUUAGAAACCAAGAAACAUUUGAAAUUCGAAUACGUUUUUUCUUUUCGGAAAUUGAAACCGCAUUUGGAAAGAUUCACAUUUCAGGAUGGUCAUCUGAUCCCACCGAAAAUCAACGUUUCCGGCGGAGUGCGAGAGAACGGACUGACCGAAAAUCUAGGUAUGAAAAAGAGAGGAAUUCCAAAUCAUUUUCUCUUUUCAGUCUCGUGCGGCGACUCGUUUUGUGAUCUGCAAUUCUGCAAAGAAGCAAACGAAAAGGGGGGAUUCGAGUGUCGGACAGACUAA
Messenger RNA from Caenorhabditis sp. 36 PRJEB53466, 771 nucleotides. The record is from the annotation of a GenBank genome assembly. NCBI's taxonomy places the organism in Eukaryota, Metazoa, Nematoda, Chromadorea, Rhabditida, Rhabditidae.